UUUAGGGGGCGUGGUCUCACACUAUUGAUGAGACUGCGUUCAUGUUCACAGUGAAGCUAUUUAUAAAGCUACACAAACAAGAUACAAGGUACCGCUAGCUGUAAUGGAGACUGAUAAGAAGAUAGUGAGAAGAAACAGGAGAGGAAUGUCGGCCAAGGACAUGUACAGCUGGCCUGAUCAAGACUUUGAGGAUAUGGAAACAGUGUUAGCAGUCCAGCAAUACAUUCAGCAGCUGAUUCGGGCCGACCCCUCAAACGUCGAUGCCAUUCUAGAACCCCCCUCUAGCCAAGAUGAAACCACCUGGAAGUACGAACACCUGAGGCAAUUCUGUAAUGAGCUAAACUGUAUAGCGGUCAAGCUACAGGAGGAGUGUGACCCGAAAGUGUGCGUUCAGAUGACGGCUACAGAGCAGUGGAUUUUUCUGUGUGCGGCUCACAAAGAACCGAAGGAGUGUUCGGCCCUCGACUACACACUUCACACACUGCACGGGGCUGCGUCUCUAUUGAAUAGCAACAAGUAUUUCCCCAGUCGAGUUGAAGUGAAGGAGAGCUCUGUGCGAUGGCUCAGUUCUGUCUCACGACGUAUCUAUCGUAUCUUCUCCCACGCUUACUUCCACCAUCGCGACAUCUUUGAUGAAUUUGAAGGCAAGACCCAUCUCUGCAGACGAUUCACUUGCUAUGUGACUAAGUACAACUUGAUGUCUAAAGACAAUUUGUUGGUUCCCAUUGGUGACCAUGACCCAGAGACAGACGAAAGCACUGCUUAGUACUGUAGCAUCAUGUAUACUACAUAACUAUUUCUUUUAUGAUCACUGUACAUUUAUAGGUCUUUCAAUAGUGGUACAUGGUAGCUGAUCAGUUUUAAAAAUCAUUAACACAAUUCACAAA
Halichondria panicea is the source of this 887-nucleotide messenger RNA. Its product is annotated as MOB-like protein phocein. Lineage: Eukaryota; Metazoa; Porifera; Demospongiae; Suberitida; Halichondriidae. The record is from RefSeq and is a predicted model, not a curated record. Gene Ontology annotation, cellular component: cytoplasm. Bases 104 to 766 code for a protein of 220 amino acids. The transcript is spliced from 2 exons.